Molecule: messenger RNA, 333 nt
Organism: Elaeis guineensis (African oil palm)
Lineage: Eukaryota; Viridiplantae; Streptophyta; Magnoliopsida; Arecales; Arecaceae
Source: RefSeq, a predicted model, not a curated record
AUGGCGGCACAGGGAUGGGGGCAACGUAGGGACGGUGGCGGCAGGGGAACCAUCGCAAUGAGGGAAGAAGAGGGCAGGUGGCGGUGCGGGGACGAUGGAUCUGAUGGGGAAAAAGGGAGGAGGCAGCGGGGACAACAGAUCUGGCACGAAAAUGGUGGGGGAACUACCGUGGCGGGAGAAGAAGAGAGGAGGUGGGGGCAUGGAGAUGACAGAUCCGGUGGGGGAAGAAGGGGGGAGGCGGUGGGGAUGGCGGAUUUGGUGGGGGAAGAAGGGGGAGGUGGUGGGGAUGGCAGAUUUGAAGGAGGAAGAAGGGGGAGGCAACGGCGGAAGUGA